This is a messenger RNA of Anthonomus grandis grandis, 382 nucleotides long. It is a transcript of the gene RpL37a, whose product is annotated as 60S ribosomal protein L37. Gene Ontology annotation, cellular component: ribosome; cytosolic large ribosomal subunit. The transcript has 3 exons. Bases 73 to 345 code for a protein of 90 amino acids. Gene Ontology annotation, molecular function: structural constituent of ribosome; RNA binding. Gene Ontology annotation, biological process: translation. The record is from RefSeq and is a predicted model, not a curated record. Lineage: Eukaryota; Metazoa; Arthropoda; Insecta; Coleoptera; Curculionidae.
GUCAAAGACGUCAACCCAGGCCGAUAAAGAAGUUUCCCUAUCAGUUCUUUCUGUUUAUAUUUUUGGGGGAAAAUGACGAAGGGUACUUCGAGUUUUGGUAAACGUCGCAACAAGACUCACACACUUUGCAGAAGGUGUGGAAGGUCUUCAUACCAUAUCCAGAAGUCACAAUGUGCCCAAUGUGGAUACCCUUCUGCCAAAAUGCGUUCUUACAAUUGGUCAAUCAAAGCUAAGAGGAGGAAGACCACUGGAACUGGCCGUCUUCGUCACCUUAAAAUCGUCCGCAGGCGUUUCAAGAAUGGUUUCAGGGAAGGUGUCAAACCUGCAGUUAAGAAAUCCACAUAGAUUAUAAGUUGAUCUUUCUAAAUAAAAGUUAAUUUUA